Molecule: messenger RNA, 1456 nt
Organism: Rhopilema esculentum
Lineage: Eukaryota; Metazoa; Cnidaria; Scyphozoa; Rhizostomeae; Rhizostomatidae
Product: geranylgeranyl transferase type-1 subunit beta
Biological process (GO): protein geranylgeranylation
Cellular component (GO): CAAX-protein geranylgeranyltransferase complex
Molecular function (GO): CAAX-protein geranylgeranyltransferase activity
Source: RefSeq, a predicted model, not a curated record
AACAACCAUAUCAUAAUGGUAGAGAAGGGAAGUCUAUUUCUAAGAAGGAGUCCGGCGUUUGUGUUCUGUUUGGAUAUUUGAUCUUAGAAUGCUUAAAAUGCAUAGAGAGAAUCUGCUUCUUAUUGAAAAGUGUUUAUUCUAAGUCAUCUUGACUGAAGUUCGUCGAUCGAGAAGCGGGCCAGGCCCAUAAAGUGGACGGGAUGGGUGAUUUUGAUGUGAAUUUGAGUUGCCAAAGAGACUUGCAGAUUGCCAAGCAUAUUAAGUUCAUGGAACGAACCAUCAGUAUUUUGCCAUGUGAAUAUGGAUAUUUUGACAGCUCAAGGAUAACAAUUUUAUUUUUUGCACUAUCUGGAUUAGACAUACUAAAUGCAUUAGACAGAGUAGAAGAGGAUAAACAAGACAUGAUUAACUGGAUCUAUGCACAGCAAAUCGUGCCUUCUUUUGAAGAUGAUGAUGCCUCAAGGUGUGGUUUUAGGGGAGCAUCAUACUUUGGUGGAUCUUUUAACCCAAAGGGAGUCCCUGCUAGUUUGAGUCCAUAUGAAGAAGGACAUAUUGCAAUGACAUAUACAGCAUUGUGCUGUCUUCUAAUUCUUGGCGAUGAUUUGUCAAGGGUGAAUAAAAAGGCGAUAGUUGCUGGAUUAAAAGCGGUUCAACUUGAUAAUGGAAGUUUUAUGCCUGUGAAAUCUCAAGGUGAAAAUGAUAUGCGAUUUAUAUACUGUGCUUGCUGCAUCAGCCAUAUUAUUGAUGACUGGGGUGGAAUAAAUGUUGAGAAAGUCAUAAAGUACAUCAGAGACAGUUGGUCUUACGACCAUGGUUUUGGACAAGGACCAAGCUUAGAAUCCCACGGUGGUUCCACCUUUUGCGCUAUAGCAUCUUUGAUACUCAUGGGGAAACUCAGCGAAUGCUUCAGGGAAAAGGAAAUCGACAAAAUAAAGCGAUGGUGCAUUCUUCGACAGAAAAGUGGGUUCCAAGGUCGGCCGAACAAACCCGUUGAUACGUGCUAUUCUUUUUGGGUUGGCGCCUCCCUGCAGCUUCUUGGCGCAAGUGAAUUAAUCGAAAAAGACGCGAAUAGAGAAUAUUUGAUGGGAACACAACAUGCUACCGUUGGUGGAUUUAGCAAAUGGCCUGAUUUUCACCCAGACGUCCUCCAUACUUAUUUUGGACUUUGUGGCCUCUCUUUGAUGAGCCAGCCAGGACUGCUUUCAGUAGAUGCAGCGCUCAGCAUUUCAGAAAGAGCUAAAGAUCAUCUUGAACGACUGCACGCAUUAUGGAGAUAGCAUUGAUAUGAAAAGUUGAUUAUUUUUUUAAACUCACCAAUGCAGUUUUUAUGCAGGGAUUCCUUUUAGACAAACGUUAAAUUCCUGAAUAUAAAAAGCCUUUAAGAUUUGAUACAUAUCACGACUAAUAUUCAUUCAAUGAAAGUUUGGAAAGAUCCAUAACACAAAUCUUAUGUAAA